Molecule: messenger RNA, 2448 nt
Organism: Phytophthora nicotianae INRA-310
Lineage: Eukaryota; Oomycota; Peronosporomycetes; Peronosporales; Peronosporaceae
Exons: 1
Coding region: 155-2092 (645 amino acids)
Biological process (GO): protein localization to membrane
Cellular component (GO): membrane
Source: RefSeq, a predicted model, not a curated record
GCUUGAGAAGGUAUUCGUUAUAGCGCCGGCUUCGUGGCAGCUCAGUCACACUCCCUCAUUCGAAACCGCGCAAGAAGCCAGAAGUUGGGCGGCAGCGGCAGUAGAGAACUUCCACCCCUCCUUCCCUCCCUCCUUCCUUUGUAUCCUAAGCACGAUGUGGAUGAAGAGCGUGGCGGCGACGGCGCUGGCUGCGCUCCUGGCGGUGCAGGAGGCCAGUGCCGCCUUCUAUGUGCCGGGCGUGGCGCCCGAGUCCUGGGCCGCUGGCGAGACGGUGCGCCUUAACGUGAACAAGAUUACGUCUACCAAGACGCUGGUGCCGUAUGAGUACUACUACCUGCCUUACUGUAAGCCCACGGCCACUAAUGAACAGCAGGAGAACCUGGGCGAAAUCAUGGCUGGUGACGCGAUCAUGGACUCGCUCUACAAUAUGCAGAUGGAGAAGGACGCGAUCUGCCAGGUGCUGUGCAAGCCCAUGACGUACACGUCAGAGCAAUCUCAGGCCUUUAUCGACAUGAUCAAGGAUGAGUACUACGUGCAGUGGGUAGUUGACAACCUGCCGGUGUUGUACCGCGACCCAACGGACUCGCAGCAGGCUGGAUCUUUCAAGCGCGGCUUCCCUGUGGGCGAGGUGGAUGAGGACGGUAAAUACCUACUGUACAACCACGUGCGCAUCAUCAUAUCAGUGAACUCGGACCCAUACGCCGAGGAGGACGGUGACGUCCCCAAGUGGCGCGUCGUCGGCUUCGAGGUUGUACCCACUUCCAUCAAGCACAGCUAUGAGAAUGAGCCUAUGGCUGGGCAGGAACUCGACUCGGACACUUGUGGCAAGUUUGUCAACAUUGAGGAGGUCUCGCAGGGCAACUACCAGUACUUGAACCCGGAGGGAGAGACCACUGUGCUAUACACGUACGAUGUGCAGUUCGUCAAGUCGGAUAUCGUCUGGGAGGAGCGUUGGGACCGUAUUAUCAGCAGCAAGAGCUCGAACGACCAGAUCCACUGGUUCUCCAUCAUUAACUCGCUCAUGAUCGUGCUAUUCCUCACGGGAAUGAUCGCUAUGAUCAUGCUGCGCACGCUUCACCGUGAUAUUGCUCGCUAUAACGAGGUUCAGACUACGGAGGAGGCGCAGGAGGAGUCUGGAUGGAAGCUUGUUCACGGCGAUGUGUUCCGUCCGCCGCAACUUUCUCCCAUGCUUUUCUCAGUGGUUGUGGGCACAGGUGUGCAGGUGUGCAGCAUGAGCGCGUCGACGAUGAUUAUUGCGCUGCUGGGACUGCUCUCGCCGGCCAACCGUGGUUCUCUGCUGACGACUUUGCUACUGCUCUUCGUGUUCAUGGGCAGCUUUGCUGGCUACCACUCGUCACGUACGUACAAGAUGUUCAACGGCAAGGACUGGAAGAAGAACACGAUUCUCACAGCUGUGCUGUACCCUGGUCUGCUCUUCGCCGUGUUCUUCCUGCUGAAUCUGGUGUUGUGGGGCAAGUCUUCUUCACAAGCCGUCCCGUUCGGUACGCUUUUCGCUCUGCUUGUGUUGUGGUUCGGCAUUUCCGUGCCACUGGUUUUCCUCGGCAGCUACUUUGGCUUCAAGGCUGCUGCCAUUGAGCAGCCUGUGCGCACGAACCAGAUCGCGCGUCAGAUCCCGGAGCAAGUGUGGUACUUGUCCUCGCCUUUCAGCAUCCUGGUGGGUGGCAUCCUGCCUUUCGGCGCCGUGUUCAUUGAGCUGUUCUUCAUCAUGUCGGCGCUGUGGUUGCACCAGAUUUACUACGUGUUCGGCUUCCUGUUCAUUGUGCUGCUGAUCCUCGUGGCCACGUGCGCUGAGGUGACGGUCGUGAUGUGCUACUUCCAGCUCUGCGCAGAGGACUACCGCUGGUGGUGGCGCUCGUUCCUCACCUCUGGCUCUGCAGCCGUGUACCUGUUCCUCUACUCGUUCCUGUACUUCUUCACGAAGCUGAACAUUACGGCGUUCGUCUCUGGCAUCCUGUACUUCGGCUAUAUGUUCCUGAUCUCGGUCACGUUCUUCUUCCUCACGGGAACCAUCGGCUACUUCGCUUGCCUCUGGUUUACGCGCAAGAUCUACAGUUCCAUCAAGAUUGACUAAGCAGCCAGCGAGUUAGCAGAUCAAGGCUCCAGUCACGAAAUGGUGCGAUAAAGCGGAAUAGCGGGAGGUGGCGGGAGGCGAAGCGACAAUGAAAGGGGGCAGAACGAACCAUUUCAUGGGCCGUUUGUCGCCUUCUGCAUGUGUAGAACAGAAAGCCUGGAAGCGGAAGAAAUAUAACUUUUUCAUUUCGUUUUCAAAUAGCUGUGAAUAUCGAAGCAGUGGCCAGCAUCACAUACUUGUCUUCGUCGACAAAAGGUGGCGCUAUAGCGUUCGCCAUUCUGCCAACCAGGGGUGCUUCUCCACCAAAGCUUGGGCACGAGUCUGCCAGGAACUAACCACCUCGAGAGAAACAUCAA